UAGAGAGGAUUGCUCCGGAACUCGCAGUGGAGAUUCGGCCAGAGCCCCUUUGUCCUACUGGUGCGACUUCCUUGACCGUAUGUUCUUGUCGAGGAAUUUGUCGACGAAGGUGCUCAAGAUGGUGGAGACAGAGGAGCACGAACGUAGGGCGCCAGAUCAGGGACAAAAAGGCGUCAGACACCCUGUAUUUUGGCGCGGUUCAAGCGCUUUCAUAUUGCUUUUUCUUCCUGAACCUAUUAUUGAAUCAGCCCUAUAGAGCUGUGCCGCCAGAAGCGAUCGACCAUGUCUGCAACGGCAACGGCGACUACUGUCGAGGCACCUAUCGCCUACGAUAUCAACAUCCCUUAUGUUAGCGUCUCGGAAGAUACCAACCGGACGACCAGAUAUCCCCAUUAUUUGCCGACGUGGGAUAAGGUCUGGUUCGACCCGCUACCCCCAUUUGAAUAUGAAGACCCCGCGCUGCGCGUCAAAGAUAAGACGAAGCCCAAUCUGCUCGGCUCUGGCGCCAAAGUAACGCCUAUCCAGCCCAUCAUCGGCAGUGUGGUCGAGGGUGUUCAGCUGAAUCGGCUCUCAGAUGCUGCCAAAGACGAGCUGGCGUUGCUGGUGUCAGAGAGGAAAGUCGUCGUUUUCCCUGAUCAGGAUCUGAUCGAUGAAGGCCCAGCCAGCCAGGAGAAGUUCAUGCGACACUUUGGAAAACCCAACUACCAGCCCGUAUCAGGGACAGUCAGGGGUCAUCCAGGUUUCCACAUCAUCCACCGUGAUGGCAACAAAGAGGAAAUUUCCCGCUUCUUGGAGGUGCGGACAACGACAACUCUGUGGCAUCAAGACGUCAGCUACGAGAUCCAGCCCCCUGGUUAUGUGAUGCUAGGAUUGCUGGAAGGGCCUGAUGUGGGCGGAGACACAGUCUUCGCAGCCACUGAUGCUGCAUAUAAACGCUUAUCCGCCACCCUGGGCUCUUUCCUUGACCGGCUCGAGGCAGUGCACACAUCUUCCAAGAUGAUCGCACACACGAAGAUGAUGGGCGGCCUCGUUCGGAAGGAUCCAGUCACUACGGUGCAUCCCCUCGUCAGGGUACACCCCGUCACUGGGCAGAAGUGUCUCUUCGUCAACGGAGAGUUCAUCACUAAGAUCCAAGGUCUCAAAGAAGCGGAGACCAAAGUGUUCCUUGACUUUAUCAUGCAACAUAUUAUUACUGGCCACGAUUUCCAGGCCAGAGUCCGAUGGCAACCGCGGUCCAUUGUCAUAUUCGAUAACCGCUCAACUUUGCACUCCGCUAUCGUAGACUACCUCGACGAAGAACAAAAAGCUAAACCCAGGCAUAUAUUCCGUCUGUGCGCAAUGACUGAAAAGCCCAUUCCUGUCUCACAGGAGAAGCAGUAAAACGGUUGCUACGAAGGUCUUGCUAACGCACACCAAAAAGGCCACCUCUUGCUCUAGCUUACAAUCUGCAGUCAUAAGGUCUGUCUCAUUACGCAUCUCGGCACGAUUCAUAAUUUGUGGCUUUAGAACUGGAUCGGCU
Molecule: messenger RNA, 1519 nt
Organism: Paecilomyces variotii
Lineage: Eukaryota; Fungi; Ascomycota; Eurotiomycetes; Eurotiales; Thermoascaceae
Product: alpha-ketoglutarate-dependent taurine dioxygenase
Exons: 3
Coding region: 283-1380 (365 amino acids)
Cellular component (GO): cytoplasm
Molecular function (GO): 2-oxoglutarate-dependent dioxygenase activity
Source: RefSeq, a predicted model, not a curated record